Molecule: messenger RNA, 1554 nt
Organism: Diaporthe citri
Lineage: Eukaryota; Fungi; Ascomycota; Sordariomycetes; Diaporthales; Diaporthaceae
Exons: 4
Coding region: 1-1554 (517 amino acids)
Molecular function (GO): iron ion binding; monooxygenase activity; heme binding
Source: RefSeq, a predicted model, not a curated record
AUGGCUUCGCACUCGAUCGCAGUCGGUCUCGCCAUCCUUGCCGGCUUGGGUUUUCUAUAUACCCUCUCAGUGGCCUUGUUCUCGCCACUACGCAAAGUGCCAGGCCCCGUGUCGGCCCGCUUUACUAACCUGUUCUACCUCAACCGUGUUCGCCAUGGCCGCUUCCACCAUGAGAACAAGGCCUUGCACCGCAAAUACGGGCCCGUCCUGCGCCUAGGUGAAGACCUCGUGAGCAUUGAUGAUCCAAGCGCUCUAAAGACCAUCUAUGGAAUCGGCUCUAAGUUUCCCAAGAGCGAUUGGUAUACUGCUUGGAGAGCCCCUGGGCCAGAGAACUUUACCCUCUUCUCCGACCAGAACAUAGCCCGCCACGCCGAUACCCGCAAACGCUUCCAAAACCUCUACAGCAUGACCUCUUUGGUGUCUUACGAGACCUUCGUGGAUGAGUGUGCGCACGUCUUUUCCCAGAGGCUGCAAGAGAUGGCAGACACCGGCGAAUCCAUCAACAUGGGCCAUUGGUUCCAGUGCUAUGCCUUUGACGUGAUUGCUUGUAUUACCUAUGGCAGCCGCUUUGGCUUCCUCGACCGUGGCGACGACAUCCGCGGCAUGAUGGGUGAUCUCCAUGCUGUGCUGCGGUACUCCACCCUGGUCGGCAUCGUGUCAUGGCUACAUAGCUGGAUCUUCUAUCCAGCUAGCAAGCUGCAGCUGUUCGGUGCCAAGGCCCGCGUGACCACGAUGGAUUUUGUCAAGCGUCGAAUGGCCAUCAGAGACGGGGAGAGGCACUUGAAGGAGCCCGGUGACAAGACAAAGGUUCAGGCGGAAGGGGUGACUAGGGAUUUCUUGGAUCGGCUUCUCGACCAGCACGACGAGAACCCCGAGAAGACGACCAUGUACCAUGUCUUCCUCGUGGGCCUGGCAAACAUCAAUGCGGGCUCCGACACGACUGCAACAAGUCUGUCCGGGAUACUCUACUACCUGUUGAAGAACCCGCGAGUGCUGGCCAAGCUGAAGGCAGAAAUCGGGGAUUUCACUGCCAGGGGGGAGCUGUCGGCACACCCGACAUUCAAGGAGACGCAGCGGAUGCCCUACCUUGAUGCGGUGGUUAAGGAAGCCCUGCGACUACAUUCAGCCGUGGGGCUUCCUCUUUGGCGUGUCGUCCCAGAAGGCGGAGUUGAAAUUGCUGGGAAAUAUCUGCCCGCGGGCACCAACGUCGGCAUUAAUGCCUGGGUCGCUCAUUUCAACGAAGAAGUCUGGGGCAAUGACGCCAAGCAAUUCCGGCCAGAGCGCUGGCUCGAGGCUCAAGCCGACGCCCAAGCCGGAGACAAGUACCGAUCGCAGCGAAUGGAGGCGUACUAUCUUCCUUUUGGAUUCGGCUCGAGAUCUUGUGUUGGUAAACACAUCAGCAUUCUGGAGAUAUCGAAGCUGAUGCCCAGGCUCCUGAGAGAGUUCGACUUUGAGCUGGAGAAGCCCGACCAAGAUUGGGAGUGCGAGGACUUUUGGUUUGUCAUACCGAAGGGCUUGUCUGUGCGUGUCAAGAGGGCAGCUGUCAUCUUGUGA